Molecule: messenger RNA, 1306 nt
Organism: Acinonyx jubatus (cheetah)
Lineage: Eukaryota; Metazoa; Chordata; Mammalia; Carnivora; Felidae
Gene: TAAR2
Product: trace amine associated receptor 2
Exons: 1
Coding region: 316-1236 (306 amino acids)
Biological process (GO): G protein-coupled receptor signaling pathway
Cellular component (GO): membrane
Molecular function (GO): trace-amine receptor activity
Source: RefSeq, a predicted model, not a curated record
UGAAUCCAGGAAAGUAUAAAGCAAAUAAAUCAUUUAAACCCAGGUUAAAAUUCUGUGAAGUUGCAAAUGAAAGUUAAGAUACAUAAAUGAGAAAGAUUGUAAUUAGUAUUUCAGCAUAAAUUAAUUAUCUUCCUUGAGUCUUCUAUAUUUUUCUUGAGUUGUUCUGUGAAAACUUACAAAAAAUAUAGAAUAUUUGAUUAAUAUCUGACAAAAUUUCAUGUGUUCUUGCUUUUUCUGAAGGAAAUAUUGGAUUGCUCUGGAUACGGAAAUGGAUCUUGCCCGGAAAAUGAAAGGCCACUGGGUGUCCGAGCUGCUAUGUAUUCAUUUAUGGCCGCAGCCAUAUUCAUCACGGUGUUUGGCAACCUCGCCAUGAUAGUAUCCAUUUCCUUCUUCAAGCAGCUUCACACACCAACCAACUUCCUCAUCCUCUCCAUGGCAGUCACUGACUUCCUCCUGGGGCUCACCAUCAUGCCCUACAGUAUGGUCAGAUCGGUGGAGACUUGCUGGUAUUUCGGGCUUACAUUUUGCAAGAUUCAUUACAGUUUUGACCUGAUGCUUAGCAUAACGUCCAUUUUCCAUCUUUGCUCUGUGGCUAUUGACAGAUUUUAUGCUAUCUGCUACCCUUUACGUUAUUCCACAAAAAUGACGAUUCCCCUCAUCAAGCGAUUGCUAUUUCUCUGCUGGUCGGUUCCCGGAGCAUUUGCUUUCGGGGUGGUCUUCUCGGAGGCCUACGCCGACGGGAUUGAGGGCUACGAUAUACUGGUGGCCUGUUCCAGUUCCUGUCCAGUGAUGUUCAACAAGUUAUGGGGGACCACCUUGUUCAUGGCCGGGUUCUUCACUCCUGGGUCUGUGAUGGUGGGGAUUUAUGGCAAGAUUUUUGCGGUAUCAAGAAAACAUGCUCGAGCAAUCAAUAGCUUGCCCGAAAAUCAAAAUAAUCAAAUGAGGAAAGACAAAAAAGCGGCCAAAACUUUAGGAAUAGUGAUGGGCGUUUUCUUACUAUGUUGGUUUCCCUGUUUUUUCACAAUUUUAUUGGAUCCCUUUUUGAACUUCUCUACUCCUGUAGUUCUGUUUGAUGCUUUGACAUGGUUUGGCUAUUUUAACUCCACGUGUAAUCCCAUAAUAUACGGUUUCUUCUAUCCCUGGUUUCGCAGAGCACUGAAGUGCAUUUUACUAGGUAAAAUUUUCAGCUCACGUUUCCAUACUACUGAUCUGUUUACUCAAAAAGAAACUGAAUAGACUUGUGUAUGAGUGAAAUGAGGCAAAAGCACAGGAAUGUAGAAGAAUAAAGUCACUUAAAGCAUGUGUA